CACAUAACCAUUCCCAGCAUCACUUCCUACCACUUCCUACUCUCAUUCCAACUGAGCUAAAUUCCACAUACACCCGCUAACCUGCAAAUCAAAUGGCCCGCGUCGCAGCUACCCUCCUCCUGGCCCUCGUGGCCUCCACCGUCGUCAUUUCCGGCACAGAGGCGGCGAUCACCUGCGGCCAGGUGUCGUCGCUCCUUUCCCAGUGCAUUGCGUACGCACGCUCGGGGACGGGGACGCCGCCAGCAGGUUGCUGCAGCGGCGUGCGCAGCCUGAAUGCUGCCGCGCAGAGCACGGCGGACCGACAGGCGGCGUGCAACUGCCUGAAGCAGGAGGCUGCGAGCGUCAGCGGCCUCAAGCCUGGUGCUAUCUCUUCCAUCCCCAGCGCGUGCGGCGUCAGCGUCCCAUACACCAUCAGCACCUCCACCGACUGCAGCAAGGUUCACUAAAAUGACUCGCUUCGACCUCCCGGGAGUGCGUGUGAGAGUAGGGAGGUAUAUAAUAAUAAAGUGAAGUGAAGAAUAAAGGUGGGAGCUUCUGCUGAACACCAUUGAGUUCACAUAUGUGGGUGUGAGGACGGGCUCUCUCUCUUACACCCAUAUAUGUGUAGUUAGUGUAUCUGUCCUCUGAUACUGUUGUGAUGUAUCCCAUAAUGUCUUUGAUGAUAUUUGGGUUUUGUAGUAGUGUUACACUAUUAUAUGAAUAUGAGUUACCUGUUUCCAUAAA
Ananas comosus (pineapple) is the source of this 723-nucleotide messenger RNA. RefSeq names its product non-specific lipid-transfer protein 1-like. Gene Ontology annotation, biological process: lipid transport. Gene Ontology annotation, cellular component: membrane. The coding region runs from base 93 to 446 and encodes 117 amino acids. The record is from RefSeq and is a predicted model, not a curated record. The transcript has 2 exons. Lineage: Eukaryota; Viridiplantae; Streptophyta; Magnoliopsida; Poales; Bromeliaceae. Gene Ontology annotation, molecular function: lipid binding.